This is a messenger RNA of Aptenodytes forsteri (emperor penguin), 485 nucleotides long. RefSeq names its product ubiquinol-cytochrome-c reductase complex assembly factor 2. The record is from RefSeq and is a predicted model, not a curated record. Lineage: Eukaryota; Metazoa; Chordata; Aves; Sphenisciformes; Spheniscidae. The transcript has 5 exons. Bases 1 to 402 code for a protein of 133 amino acids. Gene Ontology annotation, cellular component: mitochondrial matrix. Gene Ontology annotation, biological process: mitochondrial respiratory chain complex III assembly.
AUGCCGCAGAGGUUCUGUGCUGCCUACAACGCAGGCCUGAGUCAGCCCCGCUCAGCCACGUCGCUUGUUCCUCGCGUAGGACGAGCUGUGGUUCAUACCCGAUUCUUGCGCCGUUUACACGAUGUACGUUGGAGAACCCACUCCCGUGGUUAUGGAAGCGGGAUUGCUGACCCUGAGACCUGUGACCGAAUGUACGAGAGCUUAGUCAGGAUCCACACCAACUACUACAAAAACAAGUAUCCACGCCUGAAAGACACAAGCUUCACUGGAGUGACAGUAGAAGAUUGCAAGAUGAUACUAGCAACAGACAUUCUGAAACAGAUGGAAGACAUGAAAAAAGGGACGUGGAAAAAACUGCGAGAAAAGUUUUAUGCCAAGAAACCUGAAGAGGACUCGAAGUGAUAGGCUAACUCCCAGUUCUCCACUGUAUAUAUUCCUAAAGCACUGUAUGUUGCCAUGAUGAAUAAAACCAUUUAUUCCUCUUA